AUGGUGGGUCAGAGGGCUCCGCACAGACGGCUCAGCGUCCUGCUGCUGACGCCCCUCUGCCUUCUGCACGGAGGGGCCGCAGACCUUGACCAGCCCACCCUGAGUCACCUGUGCCAGGCGGGGGAGGCAGGGCCGGAAGACAGAGAACAUUCUGGGUUACCCUCAGAAGUCUGGGGUUAUCCUGACCAGGCCACUGUCGGGUGCUCCAUGCCUGGGUCCCCUUCUGUCCCUGGAGAAGCUGGCAGCAGCGGGAAGAGUCUGUUAUUGGGAGCGAGGCUCCCCCAGCUCUACCACCUACCCUGUGGUUCUAGAAGGAGUGACUUCCCGCUCAGUCUCAGGGGGCGCUAUUACUGUCAGCGUGCGGGUGGACCCGUACCCCACGGGCAGGGCCUCGCACAGAGGAAGAACUCAUGUCAGACCCCCGGGGAGACCGAGCGCCCCCUGAGAGCAGGGAUGGGCCUCCUCCCGUGUCAUCGCCACCCUGUGCCCGGGACGCAGCAGGCAGCGCCUAAUGACCGGCCGACGACUGAAGGCUGGAUGGGCGGGUGGCAGGCCGCGGUCACCGUCCCUUCGGGCAGUGGGUCUGGAAUCCCCUGGAAGCCUCACACAGACACCCACAGAGCCGGAGCUGCUGGUGGCCGUGUGGAUGUCCCAGGCAGCCCCAGUGGCCCCAGCGAGCCCCUGACAGAGGCCACGCGGUUCAGGGAGUGCGGGGGACUCUGUGGAGCUGGCCUGGGGCUCUGGCCCCGGCCUCUGCAGGUCUCCUGGAGCUUCACCCCCCUGGGCUCACAGGCCCGGCCUGUGGCCGUCACCCAUGGAGCGGAGUCCACAGUGGAGGCCGGGGCCUGGGCUCUGGGGGCCGUGAGUCUGCAGAACAGCAGCCUGGUGCUGCGGGAGCUGUGGGAGGCCGCCUGACCACCCCUGGACCAGGCCCUGCGCACGGCGGGCCCGCUGCAUGCCUGCUCCCUGCCCCUAUGGAAGCCCCAGGUGAGGCUGAGUGACCCGUUCCCAGUGGAGGGGACCUCCGUGGCUGCCACAUGUGCAGUACGGGAGGGCACAGAGCCCGUGACAUUCGCCUGGUGACAUUAGGCGCCUCAGGGCCCCUAGGAGGACCUGGUGGAGGUGUCAGACCAAUGGCUUCAGCUGGACUCAGUCAAUAGGACGCACCUGGGCUGGUAUGUAUGCAGUGCCCACAACGCGGUCAACCAGCUGAGCAGUGAUGGGACCUUUCUUGAUGUCAUCUGUGAGCCCGAGUUCCUUGGGGGCCUCGCCCAGUGCUUGACACAGUCGGUACGUGAUACACGCCUGGCGGACGGUGGGCAAGUCCAGCGAAGAUUCUAUGAGCGAGCGGAGGGCGGGGCGAGGAGAGAGGUGACCCUGAGCUGCCAGGCCGCAUCCAGCCCCCCGAGUCACUAGGCGGCUCGUGACCACACUCCGGUCCACAGCGGGCCCGUCAUCGCCUGCGCCAGCCGCGCCCACGCGGGCCUGUACACCUCGCCCCGCAGCAGCCGCCUGGACACCCGCGCCCAGACACCAGGCUCACCGUCCACCGGGAAUCCCCCUGAGGGCCAGCCCUCUUGAACUGUGCCCCCCACCCUUGGGGCUGUGAUUUUGGUCUGCACCUGGCCCGGGGGGCUUUCAACUGCCCAGCUGCCGUGGGAAGGGCCCCAGGGAACUGGCCCUACUGCUCUCAGCAACGUCACCUGGAGUCCAGCCGCCCGGCUCCCCAGCGGCAGUGUGUUCACCUGCACUGGCCAGCACCCGGCCCUGGCGCUGCCCACCCUCUGCAGGAUCACGCUGUGUGAGAGGACUCGGGACACAGGGACCCCCCCGCCCCGGAGCCCUACCUGCUGGACCACAGCCACUGUGGGAGACCAGUUCAUCAUGCUGAGCUGUGAGUGGCCUGGAGGCGAGCCCCCUGCCAUGCUGAGCUGGCAGGAUGGACAGCAGCAGCCCCUCACUGCGGCCGUCCAUCUGCUGCAGGCCCAGGAAGACCUGGCUGGCUGAGAGUUCACCUGUCGGGGUACUCACCCCCUCAGUGUCCCUGACCCCCACUGCCAGCUCCAGCUGGAAGCCCCGCAGCUGGCGGUGGCCCAGCCCAGGCCGGUGCCGGGAGGCGGAGAGGCCAGGCUGGGGUGCGCCCUCCUGGGGGACACGCCGCCCGCCCGGCUCCUCUGGCAGGGACCCCGGCGGCGGCUCCUCCUCGGCACCAGCACUGUCCCCUUAGCGGAGCCCCCCUUCAGCGCCUAUCCGGAAGUGCUGGGUGCAGCGGGCACAGGAGUGGUGGUGGCAACGGUGGCUUCCCUCCUGGUGUUCCAGCAUGCUGCCCAGCACCCCGAGACUUUGCCCUGCCUUGGUCAGUUGCUUGUUCCCAUUUGACAAAGUCACCAAUACAGGGAUUCAAGGGAAGGCCUGGAGGCACCAGCAGGCCUUGAACCACCACCCACCACCCCAGGCUCAGAUCCUGCACAAGAACCCACAGAUGCCCUAGUUAAUGUCACCAUCACUGUGACCACGACCUCAUGA
Nyctereutes procyonoides (raccoon dog) is the source of this 2526-nucleotide messenger RNA. It is a transcript of the gene VSIG10L2, whose product is annotated as V-set and immunoglobulin domain containing 10 like 2. NCBI's taxonomy places the organism in Eukaryota, Metazoa, Chordata, Mammalia, Carnivora, Canidae. The record is from RefSeq and is a predicted model, not a curated record.